AGUGAAUAUCUUAAAAAAAUAAUAAUAUUAAUUAUAACUUUUUAUAAAACUGUGAUUUUAAAGUGCAUUAAGUGUUUAGUGAAUGAAACUUUUAUAUUUGUAAAACAGUGAAAAAAGCUGUAAAGUUCAUCAAGUUAAUUUUACGGAUGACUAGAAAGUUUUAAAACAAUUAAAAAAAUAUUUGUAAUAAAUCUAACAACUUAUAAUAAUUCGAGACUUAUUUACAAACAAUUUAUUGAAAAAUCGUUAUCAUCCAAACAACGUCAUCAUGUUCUCUCAAAGAAGCGGCAAUAGCAACACUUCAUCACCAUCCAGCAAUCCACCUCAGCAAGCACCAGUUAAGCAGCUUGGCAUGACAUCGGCCAUCUCAUUAGCUGGGCCUAAACCAGAAGACAUUCAGAAAACUGCGGAUUUGGAAAAGUUUCUUGAACCUUUUAAUGUCUUUGAAAAUGAAAAUGAACUCAAUCUUCGGAUGGAAAUCCUCGGAAAAUUGAAUGAACUGGUUAAGCAAUGGGUUAAAGAUGUUUCGAUUAGUAAGAAUAUGCCGGAACAAAUGGCUGAAAAAGUCGGAGGGAAAAUCUUCACAUUCGGAUCUUAUCGCUUAGGAGUUCACCACAAAGGCGCUGAUAUUGACGCGCUCUGCGUUGUUCCACGUACCGUUACAAGAGCUGAUUACUUCUCGUCCUUCUUCGAUCUCAUGAAACAGCAACCAGAAGUAACUGAAUGUCGCGCUAUUGAAGAAGCUUUUGUACCAGUCAUUAAAAUGAAAUUUGACAAGAUCGAAAUUGAUUUGCUCUUCGCUCGUUUGGCGUUGAAGGAAGUUCCCGACAAUUUUGAUCUCGGUGAUGCCAUGCUGUUAAAAAAUUUAGACCAAAGAUGCGUUAGAAGUCUGAAUGGUUGUCGCGUAACAGACGAAAUCGUUCGUUUAGUUCCAAACAUAGAAAACUUCAGGCUGGCUUUAACAACAAUCAAAUUAUGGGCCAAAAAACACGGAAUAUAUUCAAACUCUUUGGGCUACUUUGGAGGAGUAUCAUGGGCUAUGUUGGUCGCAAGAACAUGUCAACUCUAUCCAAAUGCAGCAGCAGCAACAAUCGUCCAUAAGUUCUUCUUAGUCUUCUCUCGCUGGAACUGGCCACAACCAGUUUUGCUUAAACGGCCUGAUACAAUCAAUCUUGGAUUUCCAGUUUGGGAUCCUCGCGUUACUCCAUCUGACAGAAAUCAUCUCAUGCCAAUUAUCACUCCAGCUUAUCCACAACAGAAUUCAACCUACAAUGUCUCUUCAUCGACGUCCAAAGUUAUUCAGAAGAAGUUCAUGGAAGGAAUUGAAAUAACAGACGAAAUAAUUCUUGGAAAUGCUGGAUGGGAGAAACUCUUCCAAACACCACAAUUUUUCACCAAAUAUCGACACUUUAUUGUUCUUCUGGUGAGUUCAACGUCAGCUGAUGAUCACUUGGCAUGGUGUGGAUUAGUUGAGUCAAAGAUUCGUAUUCUCAUCGGAACUUUGGAACGUAACAAACACAUUAAAUUAGCCCAUGUAAAUCCAAAGUCUUUUGAGAAAACAACAGGAGCAGCAAAGGAUAAUCAGCAAUCAACUUCAUCGCAAUCAGCAACUGGCAGUGAGAGUGGAGAUUCACAUGCAGAUUUCUGUUCGAUGUGGUUCAUUGGUCUUGAAUUUGAAGGCACUAAUCUCAAUGUCGAUCUCACUGCCAGUAUUAAAUCAUUCACAGAUCAAGUCCAUAAGCAAGCACGCAACAUAAAAAUGUUUAAGGAAGGAAUGAAAAUCGAAGCGCGAUAUGUCCGUCGUAAACAACUCGGUCAAUACAUCGACAGUAGCUAUGUGAAGCAUGAAAAAGCAUCACUUAAUAAUUCAGCAGCAUCUGAAACACAACUAGCCAAGAAACGUUCUGCAGCUGAGAUGGAACAACUGACGAAUAACCCAAAGCGUGCAAAGCUCCAAGAAUCUGUUAGUAUACUAGAAAAAUUUGACAGUGUUACAAAUGACUCUCAAAAUGACACAGUCUUAGAUGAUAGCUCACAAUCUAAAGCAUCUCCCCAACCACAAUUGUACACGUGACGAUCUGAUGAUAUAUUCAUAUGACCGAUGAACGCUUAGGAAUUGAUGAGGAUAAAUUUAAGGAUUAAAAGUGCAAUACAUUAAAAACAUUCAAACAUUUUCUUGAAAUUGAACACACUGUUCAUCUACAGGUUCAAUCAUAAUUCAUCAUUUUAACAACUAGAAAAAUAAUUUAUACAAAAAGUGACUUUUUUAACCGAUAAUGGAUCGAGACAAAGUAAAACAAACAAACAAAAAAUACAAAAUUUUAGCUACUUAUAAGUAAGAAUGAAGAAAUACAACAAAAAAAAUUAUAAAAUUAUUAAAA
This is a messenger RNA of Clunio marinus, 2381 nucleotides long. The record is from the annotation of a GenBank genome assembly. NCBI's taxonomy places the organism in Eukaryota, Metazoa, Arthropoda, Insecta, Diptera, Chironomidae.